Messenger RNA from Gossypium arboreum, 825 nucleotides. RefSeq names its product putative disease resistance protein RGA1. Gene Ontology annotation, molecular function: ADP binding. NCBI's taxonomy places the organism in Eukaryota, Viridiplantae, Streptophyta, Magnoliopsida, Malvales, Malvaceae. Gene Ontology annotation, biological process: defense response to other organism. The record is from RefSeq and is a predicted model, not a curated record. The transcript is spliced from 2 exons. Bases 1 to 825 code for a protein of 274 amino acids.
AUGGCAGAAACGUUUCUGUUAGAUAUUGCACAAAGGGUUGUGGAGAAAAUAGCCCAUCUCUUCAUGGAAGAAGUUGCCUUGGCCUUUAAUGUUGAAAGCGACUUGAGAAAGCUCAAGGAAACCAUGAGCAGCAUUAAAGCUGUGCUGCUGGAUGCUGAGCGGCAACAGCACCAGAAUGAGAAGUUGCGCCUCUGUAUGUGGAAGCUCAGAGACAUCUUUUACGAUGCUGAAGAUGUUGAUGAUUUCAAGUGUGAAGCUCUCCGCAAACAGGCAAUCAUCCCAACAUCAGCUUCAAGAGAAACUCACUCUUGUGUGAAUUAUUCUGAUUUCAUUGGUAGAGAUGUAGAUAAAGAGAAUAUUAUUGAUCUCUUGAUGAAACCAAGUGAGGAUCCAAACAUCCCUGUCAUUCCCAUUGUUGGAAUUGGGGGUUUAGGAAAAACCACUCUCACUCAAUUGGUAUACAAUGAUGAUCGGGUUACCAGAUGUUUCCCAUUAAAGAUAUGGAUCUGUGUCUCAGAUGAAUUUGAUCUUUCUAGAUUGCUCAAGCUCAUUAUUCACUCCAUAAAUAAGGGAGAGAAAUGUGAUAAUUUAACGGUUGAAGCCUUGCAAAUUUGUUUGAGAAGUCUUUUGAAUGAUAAGAAGUUUUUGCUGGUUCUCGAUGAUGUGUGGAAUGAAAACCGUGCAAGAUGGAUUGAGUUAAGAGAUAUAUUAGGAUCAAUGGAUUAUUUGUGUGGGAGCAAAAUUAUUGUGACCAUUCGAAGUUUGAAGGUUGCCUUUAUAAUGAGUUCAAUUCACCCUUAUGAAUUGAAAGGUCUCUCUUUAUGA